Molecule: messenger RNA, 3345 nt
Organism: Fonsecaea erecta
Lineage: Eukaryota; Fungi; Ascomycota; Eurotiomycetes; Chaetothyriales; Herpotrichiellaceae
Exons: 3
Coding region: 1-3345 (1114 amino acids)
Cellular component (GO): nucleus; cytosol
Molecular function (GO): protein phosphatase regulator activity; protein phosphatase binding
Source: RefSeq, a predicted model, not a curated record
AUGUUUUGGCGAUUUGGGGGCUACUCCAAUAUCUCCUCCAUCGACACCCUGCUCGAAAAGCCCAAUGUCAGGCUCGAAGAUUUACUGGAAGAGUCCGACCUCAUUCAGGAGCUCAAGUCGCACCAUACCAAAUUGAUAGAAUACCUGCGCGACGAAUCGAAUCUACGUGCUCUCCUAAACUACGUUAUUACACCGGGCCCGGUGUCUGAAUCCGAUGAAAAUGAGGAGGAUGCGAAAGCCAAAGACCUCGCGACGGGUGGCGAGGAUGACCCGCCGCCUUUCGACGAAGAACAAGAGAAGGCUGAGAAGAAACGCUUGAAAUAUGCCUUUGUCGCUUGUGAGAUCCUGUCGUGCGAGACCUGGUCGAUCACAGAGUCGCUGGUGGCCAACACUCCUGAUCUCACGGGAUUUUGGGAUUUUCUGCGGAGACCCGCUCCAUUGGACCCCCUACAGGCAGGCUAUUUCACAAAGGUCAACGAGACGUUGCUGGAAAAGAAGACGGAGGAGAUGUUGGAUUUCUUCAAAUCUCUGCCGGGAAUUGUUCCUGCCAUUCUGCAGCACGUCGACUGUCCCAUGGUGAUGGAUCUCCUGCUGAAAAUCAUCAGCUUGGAAAAAUCAGAUGGCGGAAUGGGCAUCGUUGACUGGCUCCACGCACAAGAUCUGAUCCCAAUGCUCCUUUCCAACCUGUCUCCAGAAUGCAACUCGUCGACCCAGACCUCGGCCGGGGAUUUUUUGAAAGCCAUCAUAACAAUAUCUGCGAAUGCGGCUCAAAAUGAGCAAUCCUGCAUCGGCCCCAACAGCCUGACGCGCCAACUGGUGUCGGAAAAGUGUAUUCGACAGCUGAUUUCGUACAUGCUCAAAGGAGGGAAUCCCCUGACUGUGGGCGUGGGAAUUGUCAUCGAAGUUAUCCGGAAGAACAACUCCGACUAUGAUCCAGAUCAAGGUCACAGCGCUGACGCCCCUCCAACUAAUCACGACCCCAUCUAUCUCGGCACGCUCCUGAGAUUGUUCGCCCAGCAUGUUCCGGAUUUCAUGAACCUCAUCCUCAGCUCCAAGCACACCGUCACCAAAGGUGAGGAAACGCGGAUAGUGGAGCGAGGUCAACUCAAAUCAGCAUGGGGCACGCAGAUCGAGCCUCUCGGCUUUGACCGAUUCAAGACCUGUGAGUUGAUGGCAGAACUCUUGCAUUGCAGCAACAUGGGUCUUUUGAACGAGAGGGGCAGUGAAGAGUUCAUCAAGGCAAGGGAUGCCGAAAGAGAGAGACUUCGGGCGCAGGGGGCGUUUCUGUCCAACCGACAAUCAGAAGAUUCAACAGUCGACAUCUCGGCGAGUUCGUCGAGGUUUGAAAAUGCGUUCACUCCGUCGGGGUCCACCUCGACCGAAGAGCUCCGCAUCGCCAACCUGAACGAUGAGGAUGGGUUUGAGAAGGUCGCUGUUUCGGAGGCCCCGGAUCUCGGUGUGGGCUCGAAACCGGAUGCGGCUGAAAAGCCAACACUAUUCUCGCAAUCGCAGGAGCAUCCGACCACGCCGACCGGUGCUUUGGAUGAGACCGUGCGCCGACUCAGCCUCGAAGACACGGACAUGACUGCACCCGACGAGCAUGAACAGACGACAGCGCGAGAGCCUCAACAAGGAGACAUUUCACCUCAUCCUGAGGACAAACCGGCACCGCUGUUCUCCAAAUCGACGGAUCCUAAUAAGACUCCCACAGCUAACAGCCCGGAACCGUCUACAAGUCCGUCAACCGUGAAAAUUCGACUUGACGAAGGAGGCCAGCCAGACGGCGAAUCCUUCCAAUCGGCCCAAGAUGACACCAUGCACAACGUCCAGCCCGAGCACACCGCUGCAGAGUCGGCACCGGUCGUCGGGGAUUACUUGAAGAUCAUGUUCGUGGAGAACCGGGUGGUUCCAACGAUUUUGAGUUUCUUUUUCCGCUUUCCCUGGAAUAACUUCCUCCACAACGUCGUGUAUGAUGUGGUGCAGCAAGUCUUCAACGGGCCAAUGGACCGGGGCCACAACCGAUUCUUAGCAUUUGAUCUUUUCGAAACCGGGCGGAUUACUGACGCGAUCAUUGAAGGUCAGCGACGAAGUGAUGAGGAACAACGGGCGAGGAAUAUGCGUCUGGGAUACAUGGGCCACCUGACGCUGGUAGCCGAAGAGGUCGUCAAGUUUGGCGAACGACACCCCAGAGAGUUGCUGUCACCUGUCGUGCAGGACUACAUCUACUCUCAAGCUUGGGAGGAAUACGUGACCAAGACACUUGCCGAGACUAGAGAACGCGACAAUGCUAUCUUGGGAGGCUUUCGACCGGACAACGGUCUCGGUCCCAGACAAGCUGUCCUGAAUGCUGUCAAUGCAGGUCAAGGCUUCGGUGUCUCGGGCGGGUUGGCUGGCGUAGGACUGGGCGGUGGCCAACAUGCUCUGGACAGCAUCGACUUGUCCAACAAUGGCAGCGCCACUAGUGCUGGCUACAAUUCAAGUGGAUCCGUUUCCAGUGGGUUUGGAAGCUCGUCCGACGACGACGAUGAAGAUAUGGAUGAUGCCGAGGACGAUGAGCAUGUGCGGACGGUGACCCAGCUAUCUUCUACUGAUAAUGGUCUUUCGUCGGAGAACUCCGACCAGCCAAUCCCUUUGCUUCCACCUCCACCCGCACCACUCAACAUCGAGCCAUCACGUGCUCGUCGGCGGUUGGCUGAUCGUUUAGCGAGACACAAGCAAGAGGCCGAGCAAGAAGUGGCUGCCUCCGAGUUCGGUUCCGAAGCAGACGACCCGUUCGCGGCGCUGGGAAACGGCGGCGAUAACGACGGCGGCGACCAAUUUUCGUUAGACGAGGAAGAGCAAGACAUUACGACGUUUGGGAAGCGCAGCAAUGUCAACUCGUUCAAUCCCAGCACGAGUGAUCACCACAGCUUUUCCGUCAGCCGAGGCCUGACCAGUCUGUUUUCUUCAGCGCCCAGUCGGGACAUGCACGGACAAACAUCGCAUGACGACUUUGACGGGUCUCUCGAUGAUUCGUCGUCUGACGGGUCGGGUUCUGACAUCGAUUCGGGACAUCCACCCCUGGAAGCGAGGACGAGUCUCGAGCGUCGGCCCCUGGAAGUUUUUGAAGACGAAGAGAUGGGAGAGAUGGUGACUCCCACGGAAGACGUCGAGAGCAAUAGUUCUGACGAAGAAGUGCUGAGUCCGUUGGAAAAAGAAAAGCUGCCCAACGCGUAUGGCAUGAAUGACGAUCCCGACGAGCAGGCCUCGGAGUUCGCGGGACAAGCGGAUCAUGAUGACGACGAGGAGGAUCAUUUGGUUGAGAUUGCGAUGCCAGCUAGCUCGAAGCGGAGAUCUCGAGGGUGA